This is a messenger RNA of Entrophospora sp. SA101, 3771 nucleotides long. Lineage: Eukaryota; Fungi; Glomeromycota; Glomeromycetes; Entrophosporales; Entrophosporaceae. The record is from the annotation of a GenBank genome assembly.
AUGGACCAAGAUAUAAACCAAAUCAAAUUUUCGCUGGAUAAUUUAUUAUUAUCCGACUCGUUAUCUUUUUCUGAUGAAGCUUUUCAAAAUUACAGAGGUUCUAAUGACAAUAGUCAAUGUCUUGAAAGCUGUUCAGAUUUACAGGAUAUUUUAGAGUCUCAAACAUCAUUUUCGGUUAUAAAUGAAGAAACAAAUGACGACGGGCCUGAUCUUACACAGGAAGAAUGUUGGGGUGUGAUUUAUUCAUUUUUCAAUGAGAAAGGAAUUGUUAGUCAACAAUUAGAUUCCUUUGAUGAAUUUAUUUUAAAUAAUUUACAAGAUAUAAUUGAAGCAUCUCCUCCUAUUACAGUAGAAAAAUCUAUUGAUGAUAAUGGAAUUGUAAUAAAGAAACGUAUUUGUAUUGAAUUAAAUAAUUUAAGUUUGACUAAACCGAGCUUCAUCGAAUCUGAUGGAAGCAUGCACGCAUUAUUUCCACACGAGGCACGUCUUAGAAGUAUUACACAGACAUUGGAAACGUUUGAAUGUAUUGAAGAUCAAGAAACUGAUGGUGGCGUAAAUGAGAGAAAAGUUGAAGAAUCUGUCGGUGAUUGGACUAAUGUAUUCAUCGGAAAGAUUCCUAUAAUGGUUAAAUCGCAAGCAUGUUCCUUGUAUAGUUUGAGUGAAGAAGAAUUGAUUAGUAAAAAAGAAUGUCCUUACGAUCAGGGAGGAUAUUUUAUUAUAAAUGGAUCAGAAAAGGUUAUAAUUGCUCAAGAAAGACUUGCAAACAAUAUAGUUUUUGUAUUUAAAAAAUUUACUCCGCCAACUUGCACAUAUUCAGCCGAGAUUAGAAGUGUUUCCGAGAAAUACCAGAAAGUACGAACUAUAUCACUCAAUUUGGUAACAAAAUCUGUUGUUCGUGAUACUCCAAGUCAACACAUUCACGUGUCAAUUCCAUUUAUAAAGAAUGAUAUCCCUAUAAAGGUUUUAUUUUGUGCACUUGGAUCCUUAGAAGAAAAGGAGAUAUAUUCACAAAUCUGCUACGAUGAAAAUGAUGAAGAGAUGGCUGAAAUUAUUAUUAAUUGUCUUGAAGAAGGUUCAGGUUUUCGAGAUCAAGAUGUAGAUUUAAUUGGUCGUAGAGGAUCACGUAUAGGACUUACCAUGGAAGAGCGUAUACAUUACGCAAAAAAUAUUUUGCUCAAUGAAGUUUUACCACAUGUAGGAACACGUUAUAGUGAUAAUUCUAGAAAAUCCUGGUUUCUAGGAUAUAUGACGAAUAAAUUGUUAAAUUGUGCACUGGGGAGAAGAGAGGCGGAUGAUAGAGAUCAUAUGGGUAAAAAAAGAUUAGACAUGGCAGGUCCAUUAUUAGCUCAACUGUUUAAAACUUUGUUUAAACGAUUAAUCAAAGAUUUACAUGAUUACCUUCAAAAGGUUUUUAAUAACCCUAAUAAAGAGUUUAAUAUAGCUUUGGGUAUAAGAGCCGAAACAAUCACAAAUGGUUUAAAGUAUUCACUUGGAACUGGUAAUUGGGGUCAGCAAUCAAAAACAAUGCAGUCAAAAUCAGGUGUCUCACAAGUAUUAAAUCGAUUCACAUACGUGUCAACGUUGUCACAUCUAAGAAGAUGUAACACACCAAUAAGUCGCGAGGGGAAAUUAUCUAGACCUCGUCAAUUACACAAUACUCAUUGGGGUUUAAUAUGUCCAGCAGAAACACCCGAGGGUUUGGCUUGUGGUUUAAUGAAAAAUCUUUCACUCAUGUCUUGUAUAUCAGUUGGUAACUCUUCGGAUGUGAUAUACAAUCAUUUAUGUGAUCUCGAAUCAAUUACACGUACUGAUGAACUUGAUGGUUUAAAUAAUAUGAAAGAUUACACAAAAGUUUUUGUUGAUGGUAAUUGGGUUGGAGUGUCACUUUAUCCAACUGAAAUUGAAAAUUCAUUGAAAUUUGUUAGAGGGAGUGAAUUUUCACCUGAUAUAAGCAUAGUUCAUGAUUACCGUGAUAGGGAGUUGAGAAUAUUUACUGAUCCUGGUAGAGUUUGUAGACCUUUGUUUGUUGUAAAAGAUAGCAGAUUACUUAUAACACAUGAUGAUGUUAAAAGAUUGGAAAGAAGUGUGUCGAAUAAUUCGAACAUUUAUGAUGAACCAUCAACAUUCGAAGGACUAGUGACGAGACAUUUAAUUGAGUAUCUUGAUGCAGAAGAGGAGGAAAUAUCAUUGAUAUGUAUGACACCAGAAGAUCUAAAAGGUUCAAGAAACUAUUAUGUUUAUAAGCUUAAUAAUAUGCUAUUACCGAAAAAAGAAAACAAAAUAGACGAGAGGUUAAAAAUUUUACCAAAGUACAGUAGUAAAUGGACUCAUUGUGAAAUUCAUCCUAGUAUGAUUUUGGGAAUUUGUGCAAACCUUAUACCUUUUCCUGAUCAUAACCAGUCACCACGUAAUACAUAUCAAUCAGCAAUGACCAAACAAGCAAUGGGUGUUUAUGCAACAAACUUCCAAUUCAGAAUGGACGUGCUAGGAAAUAUAUUAUAUUAUCCUCAAAAACCUCUUGUUACAACAAAAGGUAUGCAAAUAAUGAAGUUCCAUGAAUUGCCAGCAGGACAAAAUGCCAUAGUCGCCAUAUUAUCAUACGGGGGUUACAACCAGGAAGAUUCGAUUAUUUUUAAUCAAAGUAGUAUUGAUAAAGGGAUGUUCAGGAGCUUUAGUUAUAGAAGUUUUAGUGAUCAGGAAAAGGAGAAAGGUGUUUUGAACGUUGAAAUGUUUACCAAACCAAAUCCUGACACCACAAUAAGUUUUAAACAUGGCAACUAUGAAAAGUUGGACGAGGAUGGAUUGGUAUCACCUGGGUGGCCUGUAAGUGUCAACGAUGUGAUUAUAGGCAAGGUGAUUCCGUUGGUAGCUGACAAUACUGUGUUAGGACAAAGAACUCCAAUGCACCAAUACAAAGAUAUCUCGACACCGUUAAGAUCAAACGAGUCGGGUAUUGUUGAUCAAGUCAUGCUUACAACUAACCAAGAAGGGUCAAAACUAGUUAAAAUCAGAGUUAGAAAUACGCGGAUUCCAGAACUAGGCGACAAAUUUGCUAGUCGACAUGGACAAAAAGGUGUUAUUGGGAUGAUUUAUAGACAAGAAGACAUGCCUUUUACAACGGAAGGUAUUACGCCCGACAUCAUUAUAAAUCCACAUGCUAUACCAAGCAGAAUGACAAUUGGUCAUUUGAUUGAAUGUUUGUUGGGCAAGCUUAGCGCGUUGUCAAGUGUUGAGGGAGACGCAACACCUUUUACCAAUUUAACAGUUGAACAAAUAUCAUUACAACUUGAAGGACACGGUUAUCAAAAACGAGGAUACGAAGUGUUGUAUAAUGGAUACACUGGACAAAAAUUGCAAGCUUCAGUAUUUAUCGGACCAACAUAUUAUCAGAGAUUAAAGCAUAUGGUACAAGAUAAAAUACAUUCUCGAGCACGUGGACCUAUUAAUAUACUAACUAGACAACCGGUUGAAGGACGAGGACGUGAUGGUGGAUUAAGAUUUGGUGAGAUGGAGAGGGAUUGUAUGAUUUCUCAUGGCACUGCAGGGUUUCUAAAGGAACGAUUGUUUGAUGUAUCUGAUACAUUUAGAAUAUUUGUAUGUGACAUUUGCGGAUUGAUGGCGAUUGCAAGAAUCAAAAAAAAUACACAUGAAUGUAAAAUCUGUAAGAACACUACAAUGGUGUCGCAAGUUCAUAUACCAUAUGCAUGUAAAAUGUUAUUUCAAGAAUUAAUGGCAAUGAAUAUUUCACCUAGAUUGGUUUUAUCAAUUUAA